Hevea brasiliensis (rubber tree) is the source of this 944-nucleotide messenger RNA. RefSeq names its product germin-like protein 5-1. The transcript is spliced from 2 exons. Gene Ontology annotation, cellular component: cell wall; plasmodesma. Gene Ontology annotation, biological process: regulation of root development; plasmodesmata-mediated intercellular transport. Gene Ontology annotation, molecular function: manganese ion binding. Lineage: Eukaryota; Viridiplantae; Streptophyta; Magnoliopsida; Malpighiales; Euphorbiaceae. The coding region runs from base 187 to 834 and encodes 215 amino acids. The record is from RefSeq and is a predicted model, not a curated record.
AACUUUCUCUCUUGUUCAUCCAUUUCAAACGAAUCCUUCUUUUCUUUUCUCUUCUCUUCACUUUCAUUAUUUUCAGUUUGCCCCACUCUUUCUUUCCCUUUUCUCUAUGCUCUAACGGUAAACUCGAAACACAGAGAGAGAGAAAGAGGGAGUGAAGGACAAAACAAACACAAGGUCCCUGCAAUCAUGAAGGCUGUGGUGGCUCUAUUUGUUUUCUCUUUCGGGUUUUUCUUGGCCUCUGUUACUGCUGACCCUGACUUGCUUCAAGAUGUCUGUGUUGCUGAUCUUUCCUCUGCAGUGAAAGUUAAUGGCUUCGCCUGCAAAGAGAAUAUAACAGCAGAUGACUUCUUCUUCGCUGGGCUAGCCAAGCCAGGGCUAACCAACAACACCCUAGGCUCUCUGGUCACUGCAGCCAAUGUUCAGAAAAUCCCAGGCCUUAACACCCUUGGAGUCUCCUUGUCCCGCAUUGACUACGCCCCCGGCGGUCUUAAUCCUCCACACACCCACCCACGAGCCACCGAGAUAGUCUUUGUCCUCAAAGGCCAGCUCGACGUGGGCUUCAUCACCACUGCUAAUGUUCUGGUCUCAAGGAACAUCAAGAAAGGUGAGAUAUUUGUUUUCCCAAGAGGGUUGGUGCAUUUCCAGAAGAACAAUGGCAAGGUUCCCGCAGCAGUGAUCGCCGGCUUCAACAGCCAGCUUCCGGGUACUCAAGCCAUCGCCGCCACCUUAUUUGCUGCCACACCGCCGGUUCCAGACCACGUGUUAACCAAGGCUUUCCAGGUAGGGACGAAGGAGAUUGAGAAAAUCAAGUCUAGGUUGGCACCCAAGAAGUAAUUGAAUUGUGUUUUGUGCCUUCUUGCCUUCUUCAUAAUCUGUAUUUGUUUCCACCGUUGAAACAAUUUGUGGGAUUUGUCCUUCCUAAUAUUUAAUUUUAUUUCCCUGAA